Molecule: messenger RNA, 740 nt
Organism: Drosophila kikkawai
Lineage: Eukaryota; Metazoa; Arthropoda; Insecta; Diptera; Drosophilidae
Product: mitochondrial import inner membrane translocase subunit Tim29-like
Biological process (GO): protein insertion into mitochondrial inner membrane
Cellular component (GO): TIM22 mitochondrial import inner membrane insertion complex
Source: RefSeq, a predicted model, not a curated record
UCGACGAAACUGCUCAAAAUUGACUUUUGUCACAGAAAACACGGAGCGAGAUGCGACUGGUACGCAUCAUGGCGCUUCGCCAGCGUCUGGCUGACAAGCUGGUGAUGCCGGAGCGGCUGAAGGACACGCUCGUGGAGAAGUGGAUAAAGUGCUGGAGCGGCCUGGUGCGCGACUACACUGAGGUGGCGGUUGGAGCAGUGCGCGAGUCCUACGCCCAUCCCAAGUGGGCGCUGGCCUAUGGCACUGGACUGGCUCUGCUCUACCAGACCGUGGUCAACAAUCCCGGCGAGGAGUACUUUAUGACGCAGCUGCGGCGGAACACCAACCUUAUGAUCACGGUGGCGCCUGAUCAGCAGAAUCCCGUUUCCGCGGAAUAUCUGCUCAUGUUGGAGCGAGCCAUCAACCAGAAGAAGCUCCGUCUGCUCUCACUGGGCAUCUGUACGCUGCUCUGGGUGGAUCUGUUUGACGAGGACGACUGCACAUAUCCGGCCAUCUGUGAAUACACCAAGGUGGGCUUCCUCAACUUCCACGAGCGCGUUAUCGACGUGGGCUUCUGGAAAAAGUACUGGCGGCUCAAUUGGAAGAUGCGCAACUACGAUGUUAAUUACUUGUAAGGGAUUCGGAUAUGGAUUAGCCGCUGAUCGAUCUUUCUCUUCCCUGGAGCUAGCUUAAGUUACUAAACCCCUAAGAUGCUUUUGCGCUCUUUUUAUUCCAAAAUACAUUAUACAUAUCUCUCCGUU